AUGGGGGAAUGGACCAUCCUCGAACGCCUCCUAGAGGCUGCCGUUCAACAGCACUCUACUAUGAUUGGGAGGAUUCUACUGACGGUGGUCGUGAUCUUCCGGAUCCUUAUUGUAGCCAUUGUGGGUGAGACGGUGUAUGAGGACGAGCAGACAAUGUUCAUAUGUAACACACUUCAGCCUGGCUGCAACCAGGCCUGCUACGACAAGGCCUUCCCCAUCUCGCACAUCCGCUACUGGGUCUUUCAGAUCAUCCUGGUGUGCACGCCGAGUCUGUGCUUCAUCACCUACUCCGUGCACCAGUCAGCCAAACAACGUGAUCGCCGCUAUUCCUUCCUCUACCCAAUGCUGGAAAAGGACUACAACCGUGAAGGCACCCGUAAAGUGCGCAAUGUCAACGGCAUCUUGGUGCAGCACCCAGACAGCAGCGGUGGCAAAGAUGAGCCCGACUGCCUCGAGGUCAAAGAGAUCCCUAAUGUAGCACGUGGUCUCACCCACAGCAAGAGCUCCAAAGUACGUCGGCAAGAAGGUAUCUCUCGUUUCUACGUCAUCCAGGUCGUGUUCCGUAAUGCCUUGGAGAUCGGCUUCUUGGCAGGCCAGUACUUCUUGUAUGGCUUCAGCGUACCAGGCAUCUUUGAGUGUGAUCGCUAUCCAUGCCUAAAAGAAGUGGAGUGCUAUGUGUCACGGCCCACCGAGAAGACAGUCUUUCUGGUGUUUAUGUUCGCCGUGAGCGGUAUCUGUGUGGUACUCAACCUGGCCGAGCUCAACCACCUGGGCUGGAGGAAGAUCAAGAUGGCCAUCCGGGGUGUCCAGGCACGCCGCAAGUCUAUCUGCGAGAUCCGUAAAAAGGACAUGGCGCACCUGUCACAGCCUUCCAACCUGGGCAGGACCCAGUCCAGCGAAUCAGCUUAUGUUUGA
Molecule: messenger RNA, 915 nt
Organism: Neoarius graeffei (lesser salmon catfish)
Lineage: Eukaryota; Metazoa; Chordata; Actinopteri; Siluriformes; Ariidae
Gene: gjd1b
Product: gap junction delta-2 protein
Exons: 2
Coding region: 1-915 (304 amino acids)
Biological process (GO): cell communication
Cellular component (GO): connexin complex
Source: RefSeq, a predicted model, not a curated record